Leptinotarsa decemlineata (Colorado potato beetle) is the source of this 986-nucleotide messenger RNA. Its product is annotated as peritrophin-44. Gene Ontology annotation, molecular function: chitin binding. Lineage: Eukaryota; Metazoa; Arthropoda; Insecta; Coleoptera; Chrysomelidae. The record is from RefSeq and is a predicted model, not a curated record. Gene Ontology annotation, cellular component: extracellular region.
GAGCAGGUAUAAAAAAACAAGAUGAGACAUUGGUAAUGCAGUUCAUUUUUGAUAGUCUGAAAUUGUGCACAAUGAAACAUCUGAUCAUUGCGUUCAUCCCAUUCAUUUUGGGUUUGGCACAAGGGAAAGGUCUUUCACUUGUGUGUCCCCCCGAUGCCCCUCUCAUGUACUUUGCGAACCCCUACGAUUGUACACUUUACUACGAAUGCUAUCAAGGAAACUUGUAUGAGAUGGGUUGUGCAAUAGGUCUCGAAUGGAAUCCAACAACUUCGGAGUGUGUUUUACCAUAUUUAUCUGGCUGCACUGCAAAACAGACAAGUGUGGCUCCUCCAGAUGUAACGCCGGAUCCCAGCUGCCCAUAUCCAUCUGACACAAUCACAUACGAUAUUGAUCCAUCCAACUGCCAAAGGUUCUUUGAGUGCUACCAAGGAAAGAGAUACGGGGUAGUAUGUCCUAAUAAUUUGUACUGGAACCACGUAAUGAACUACUGUGAUGAUUUUGAGGAAGUAGACUGCUCUCGAGGAAGAGUAACCACAGUGACACCAACAUAUCCUACAGGUCCAACGCCUCUUCCCACGUGUUUCUAUUCUGAAUCUAGUGUAUACUACUACGAUCCAACUGACUGCAAGAAGGUAUAUGACUGUAACAAAGGCACCUUGUAUUCCGAGACAUGUCCUGAUGGUUUGUACUGGAACCAUAUUCAAAACUACUGCGAUGAUUUCGAUAAUGUAGAUUGCACUCGAGGAGGCGGAACUGUACCGCCACCAACCACUGCAGCUCCAAUAUCAGUUUGCAGUAAUUUGCCUGAUGGAGCCUUAGUUCCUCAUCCAUGGAAUCCAUCGAAGUUCUACGAAUGUGUGAGAGGAAUACCUGUUACUUUCACUUGUGAAGGCAAACAAGUAUUCGAUCCAGUUAAACAUGUUUGUGUGGAUGCUUGAUAUUGUCAUAGUUUUUGGUUCGAAUAAUAAAUAUGUGAUUUGAAGAAA